Molecule: messenger RNA, 888 nt
Organism: Penicillium longicatenatum
Lineage: Eukaryota; Fungi; Ascomycota; Eurotiomycetes; Eurotiales; Aspergillaceae
Product: class I SAM-dependent DNA methyltransferase
Exons: 2
Coding region: 1-888 (295 amino acids)
Source: RefSeq, a predicted model, not a curated record
AUGUCGAAGACAAUCCAAGAAAUACUAGCUGGGAAGGUCAACUCUGGACAUGAUCAGCCCGUCAAAUAUAUGGGGACUGUAGAGGCAUAUGAUAAAUGGGCAGAGGUCUACGAUACAGAUGGAAACUUUCUUCAAAAACUCGAUACCAUCGAGAUGCGUGCGCUGCUCCCCCGGUUCCUAGACCUUGUGAAUGCUCAAUCCCAAGCACAGACACCAGGUCAGCAACUGAAGAUAGUAGACCUGGGAUGUGGAACAGGCAGAAAUACCAUCCAGUUAUUGAAUGCUAUAUCUGCGCGACAGACAACCCCGGCGGCCCUCGCAGCGCAAGUUGAAGUUGUAGGAGUCGAUGCGUCGCCGGGGAUGUUGGAAGUUGCGAGAACAGCGAUCCAAUCUGCCACUGCCAACAAUGGACCAGGGAGCGAGCAGGAAAAAGUUUCGCUGGAUGUUUUCGAUCUUCUAAACCCGGUUUCGGAUGCGCUACUGCCUGCUUCCUUACAAGGGUCAGGCGCGGAUGGAGUCAUUUCUACACUUGUGUUGGAACAUCUGCCCUUGAAAGAGUUCUUUGAGAAUGCGUCGGCGAUUAUGAAAAUCGGGACGUAUUUUCUUGUGACGAAUAUGCAUGCGGAGAUGGGGGCAAUCAGUCAAGCUGGAUUCACGGAUCCGCAGACUGGAGUUAAGAUCCGGCCUACGAGUUAUUGUCACUCUAUUCCAGAGGUACUAGACGCAGCCAAAAAGGUCGGGUUCCAAGUAACAAACUUGGUCGAAGGCGAGGACGCUGGUGUUUCGGAGAGAGCGGUCGAUGAGCACUUGUCAGAGGUGUUGGGCGCACGGGCGAAGAAGUGGGUUGGGGUCAAAGUAUGGUUUGGAGUAUGCUUUAAAAAGGUAUAG